This is a messenger RNA of Anguilla anguilla (European eel), 4730 nucleotides long. It is a transcript of the gene galnt3, whose product is annotated as UDP-N-acetyl-alpha-D-galactosamine:polypeptide N-acetylgalactosaminyltransferase 3 (GalNAc-T3). The coding region runs from base 1420 to 3294 and encodes 624 amino acids. The transcript has 11 exons. Gene Ontology annotation, cellular component: Golgi apparatus. Lineage: Eukaryota; Metazoa; Chordata; Actinopteri; Anguilliformes; Anguillidae. The record is from RefSeq and is a predicted model, not a curated record.
CAAAGUUAUUUAAACAGAGUUUACUUAAUCGUUGUGAACUUUGGUAUUCCUUCACCUUGAAAACGGAUUCCACCUGUAGCAGUUCGUCUGAAACCUGAAACAUCUUUGCCUAUUUAUGUUUUUCUUGUGACAUAAAGACCAUGUAGGGUACUUCAGUGUACUCAUAAAUAAAUGUUUUAAUUAUCUGUUAUUUAGUUUGUGGUAGCGUUGUAGCUAUACCGUGUAUAUGAACAAACACUGCAAAAUAUAAAAGGGGGGUGCAAAAUAUAAAAACCUAUCAAAGUGCUUAUCUUGUGAGUUUGCAGUAUGGACAGAGGAAACUCGCGGACAACAUAGGCUAUUUAAUCCUAACUCUGUUCAUUUCAGGGAGCUUUUCACAAAAGGAAUAGCCGUAUUGGCUCCGGUGCGUCUGAAAGCACCCACGUUCCUUCGCUAUUUGUAUCCCAGCAACUGUUUCAAUGAAUGGCUGGCUGAACAAAUCCUAUUACUUAAAGAACUAACUCUACUCUAGACCAUGGUAUCCAGCAGGGGAUGUUUUAAAAAAAAAAAUUUUUUUAAUUUAUUUAUUUAAUACACUGCACGCUUUUUAUUCAGGAAUCCACGAGAGAUCUACCAGGAGAACACUAAUAUGUUUAUUGAAAUAUAACAUUGUCUACGUUUUCUGUUCACACAAUGGCAUGGUUUGCGCAUAUAGUAGUGUAGAAACUGUAAAAGUGGAAUGAAUGAAAAUAAAUAAAUAUACAUACAUACAUACAUACAUACACAUUACAUGCUUUUGUGUCACCACGGAAAUUGUCUUUGGCAGCUUUCCGCUUAAAACAGGGUAGCCUUUGCUUCCCGAUUCCAAAAGUGAAGCGUUAGUUAGCCCCGUAAGGAAAACAAAUCAAGGCUGCUUUUGUGUAAUAUUUCAUCACUUACGACCCAGACAUUAAAUUACUUUUUUUCGCCGAGGUCAGGAAUUCCAUUCUUUGAGAUGUAGAACAUUUUUGAAAGCCAUCACUUAAUGAUAUAGCUAAUUGUUCUACAUUUGUAUGUGUUGCACACAAACUGUUCGCAUUGCUCGAAGCAGCUGCUCUCUACGCAAGCGUAUUAUCGGAUCUCCGCCCUCUACCUGAAACAAACGCACCUGGAUCCAACGAGACGGAAGUAGUUUGCAGAGAUUACCCAAUCUACCAACGAUAACUGUACCAUAACGUUUUUGAAGACCGCAAUCGCGGAUUUCAAUUGCUGUUCAAUUGUAGGGAUACUAGUUGUGCAACGCUGGAAACUACUCUACAGAGGCUGAGAUCAACCAACUCUUAAAAUGCGUUUUAUGUCGCGCUGUGCGUUGAUAAGGCUUAACUAUCCAUGGUGCCUCCGACUUUGUGCCUGUUUUCGUUAAGCUCUGCCUAACUUAUCGCUCGGAAACUUCUGGCAAACAUGGCUGCGUUUCGGAGGCUUCUGAGGAGGCGGGUGCACCCCUGGAAACUGGUCCUUGUGGCCCUUGUGUUUGCCACAUUUCUGCUGCUGAUCCAGCGGGAGGUGGUCAGUCAGAGCCCCAAGGAGGAGCCCUGGCUGAAGGAGAUGGCAGACAAGCGGGACGCCGUGCUGGGCAUGGUGAUGGGGGCCGUCAACAACUUCCGGGACGCCAUGCCCAAAAUGCAGAUCAGGGCCCCGGUCCGUCAGCCGGAACGCGCCGGAAGCGUUUCCUGCCUGCCGGGCUAUUACACGGCGGCCGAGCUGAGGCCCGCGCUGGAGAGGCCCCCCCAGGACCCCAGCUCCCCAGGGGCAUCGGGGAAGCCCUUCCACGCGGACAGCCUGAGCCCCGCCGAGCAGAAGGAGAAGGAGAGGGGCGAGGAGAAGCACUGUUUCAACCUUUUCGCCAGCGACCGCAUCUCGCUGAGCCGCGACCUGGGACCCGACACCAGGCCCCCGGAGUGCAUCGAGCAGACGUUCAAACGCUGCCCGCCCAUGAUGACCACCAGCGUGAUCAUCGUCUUUCACAACGAGGCGUGGAGCACCCUCCUCCGGACGGUGUACAGCGUCCUCCAUACCUCCCCCGCCAUCUUCCUGAAGGAGAUCAUCCUGGUGGACGACGCCAGCGCGGACGAGGCCCUGAAGGAUGAGCUGGAUAAUUACCUGCGGCAGCUGCACGUGGUGCGGGUCGUGCGUCAGCGGGAGAGGAAGGGCCUUAUCACCGCUCGGCUGCUGGGCGCCUCGGUGGCCACCGGCGACAUCCUCGCCUUCCUCGACGCUCACUGCGAGUGUUUCCAGGGCUGGCUGGAGCCUUUGCUUGCCAGGAUCGCGGAGAACUCCACGGCCGUGGUGAGCCCCGACAUCACCACCAUCGACCUGAACACCUUCGAGUUCAUGAAGCCCUCCCCCUACGGACAGAACCACAACCGGGGCAACUUCGACUGGGGCCUGUCCUUCGGCUGGGAGAGCCUGCCCGACCACGAGAAGCACAGGAGGAGAGACGAGACCUAUCCCAUCAAAACGCCCACUUUUGCCGGCGGACUCUUCGCAAUCUCAAAAGAGUACUUCUACCGCAUCGGGAGCUACGACGAAGAAAUGGAAAUCUGGGGCGGAGAAAACAUUGAAAUGUCUUUCAGGGUGUGGCAGUGCGGGGGGCAACUGGAGAUCCUCCCGUGCUCCGUCGUGGGGCACGUUUUCCGCACCAAGAGCCCCCACACCUUCCCCAAGGGCACCCAGGUGAUCGCGCGCAACCAGGUGCGCCUGGCCGAGGUCUGGAUGGACGAGUACAAGGAGAUCUUCUACCGCAGAAACCAGCAGGCUGCACAGAUAGCCAGAGAGCGGUCGUUCGGAGACGUCUCCCGGCGCAUGGACCUCCGACGGAGGCUGGAGUGCAGGAGCUUCUCCUGGUAUCUGAAGAACGUUUAUCCGGAGGUGUUCAUGCCUGACCUCAGCCCGCUGCAGUUUGGCGCGGUAAAGAAUCUAGGGAAGGACUCCUGUCUGGAUGCAGGCGAGAACAACGAGGGUGGCAAAGAGCUGAUCAUGUAUCCCUGCCACGGACUGGGCGGAAACCAGUAUUUCGAGUACUCCACGCACCACGAGCUCCGGCACAACAUCCAGAAGGAGCUGUGUCUCCACGGCACGGAAGGGACGGUGAAGCUGGAGGACUGCCAGUACAGGGGUCACGACACCUUCGCCCGCGUCGAGCAGAAGUGGGAGUUGAAGGAGAGCCAGUUGCUGGUGAACCCCGGGUGGCAGCUGUGCCUGAGUGCUCGGCACGAGCACCCCUCUCUGGUGCCCUGCAACCCCACGGACCGCUACCAGCAGUGGGCGUUCACCUGAGAAACCGCCGGAACGUCUCCGCGGCUCCGCCAGGCGGCUGGAGAUACUCGGCUGGAGAUGCGCGGCCAUCCAACGGCCCACUUUUCCGAGGAACGUUUAGCGUUUUCGUUCUUAAUUUAUUUUCAUAGGCGAAACAAACAUUACUGGAUAGUUUUGAACUCUGAAGAGGAAAGCUAACCAGCAGGAAGGAUGCGGACAGGGUUCUACUGAAGUUUUACGUUUUUGCCCUUUGGCAACUUUUUUACUGAAUGAUUUAUUUUAUCAUAGUUUGAUUAUUUACUAACAACCGUCACCAUGAUUGCAGGGGUUGGUGUUAUUUGGAAUGAACUGCACCUCUACAUCAUAAACAGUAAUAAUAAUCAGCCUCUUGUUAAAUUAACAAAACUUUACAGUGAGCCUAGGGCUGUUAUGAAUAGUGUACCUCACAAUCUGUGUUUACAUGUAAAUUUAAUUUCAUCUUUUUCUUUUAGAAAAGUAUUUGUAUAUGAAACCCAGGGAAAGUGUUUAGUUGGACACACCUGCUACAACAUCACUGGGUUUUCUUUUCUCCUAGAAUCACUGGGAGGUUUAUAAGCUCCUGCAACAUUCUCUCCCUUUUCUAAACCAAUGCUGCAGUGGACUUUGUCCUCGACUCUGUGUGGAUUAAUGACUGAUACAUAAAGAGGCACAUCUGUGAAAAAGGACUCAGUAUUUCAACCAUUUCAUACAAGUAAUGCAAUUGGUAAAAUAUGCAUUUUGGUACAAACAGCCUCGCCAUCAUCAAACAGGAAUAAAGUCUAUCAUUUUCCAUUUCAAAUGAUCAUGGCAAAACAGUAGUUUGUGUAUUGUAACGUUACAUGUAGAAAUAUGAUGAUGAUUAUCAAACGAUGCAAUACUUUUGUCAUAGUAAGAACCAAAGACAAUUUCUAAGGUGUUAGAUGGGGUUAAGUGUCAUUUUCUUUUUUCCUCUAGAAAAUAUAAAGAGGAAUUUAAUUCAAAUCCUGUGUUUGAGGUUAUGAAUGAAUCGCUCCCUGUGCUUUUUAAACGCCAUUGUGUGAAAAAGCAAGCCAGAACUCCACCGCACACGGACCCAAAAUGUCUCCGCAUACCACAACAAAUGCCAGUGUUCUGGUGUGCCUUACAUGGGAGAGUUUUUGCUUUUUAUAUUGAGAUGAUGCUGUCAACUUUUCAAAAGUGUUUUCCCCUCUUAUUUCUCCUCCAGUUUCUGAUUGCUAAUUGUGCCUUGACUUGCCACUGAGCCACGUCUCACUCUGGCACAUUGCAAUUGGAGUGAUGUGCCUUAAACAGAUUUUUUGCAAUAAUAAAAAAAAAACUUAAGUGUGACCUUAUUCUCUCUGCCAACUUAACUCCGCUCAGUCAGUAAUCAGUCAAAGGUCAAGAAUGUGGGGCUUUUGAACUCACCUCUGUUAAUAAAAAAAUUCUCUACAACUCCUGUA